Molecule: messenger RNA, 312 nt
Organism: Racocetra fulgida
Lineage: Eukaryota; Fungi; Glomeromycota; Glomeromycetes; Diversisporales; Gigasporaceae
Source: the annotation of a GenBank genome assembly
AUGGAUCUAGAGGAAUAUAUUAAUUAUUCAGAAGAAAAAAAUAUAAGCAGAAUACUAAAUCCUGAAACUGCUGAAGAUAAUGAGGAGGGUGAUAAGGAAGAUGAUAGUAUAGAAUUACCCCAAGUUAGUCACAAAGAAGCAUCAGAUGCUAUACAUUUAUUAAAGUUAUAUCUCAUGCAACAGGACCUUAGUAACGUAGCUCAUACAGAACAUGACACAGCUUUAUUGAAGUUGUCUGGGCUAGUAAGGAAAUUACAGAAUGCUUCAUUCAAGCAACUAACUAUAGAAACUUUCUUUAAGUCGGCUAUGUAA